Corylus avellana is the source of this 3805-nucleotide messenger RNA. The record is from RefSeq and is a predicted model, not a curated record. Lineage: Eukaryota; Viridiplantae; Streptophyta; Magnoliopsida; Fagales; Betulaceae.
CUCCCUCAUUCUGCUUCUUUCUCCGAAUGCAGACUUCUGAGCUGCUACACCUACACUCAUCCUUUCAACCUCAACAUGUGGAGGCUCGUACGCACAAAUACCAACGUGCUCUCAAACCGAUAUUCCGUCACCAAAUCCUUACCCGUUUCUCUCGGACCCGUGGACUAUUGCACUGCACAAACCCAGGAAACUGUGCGAGAAAUCACCAACAUUCUCAACCAUAGCAACUGGCAGCUCCUAUUGGACUCCUCGGAAUGGCCCGGGAAGCUAAACCCAGAUUUAAUCCGCUCCGUUAUCCGCGAGAACCGGGCGGGUGAUCCGAACCGCCUCCUCGGCUUCUUCCUCUGGUCCGAGCACAAACUGGGUACCUUUCAGAAUUUGGAAAUUUUCUCACUUCUUGUUGUUUCUCUCUGCAAUUCUAAACUCUACGGGCCUGCAAAUGAUGUUUUAGAGCGUAUGAUAAGAAUUUGCAAGUCACCUUCUGAUGUUCUAGGUGCUAUUGAUGUUUGUUAUAGAGAAUGCGAUGGGUCUAUAUCUAAUGCUAAGGUGUUUGAUAUGUUGAUUGAUAGUUAUAGGAAAGUGGGUCUGUUAGCUGAGGCUGUUAACGUGUUUAUGGGUUUAAAAGAUGUUAAAUGUGUCCCUUGUUUGUUGAGUUGUAAUUUAUUAUUAAGAGAGUUGUUGAAGGUGAAUAACAUGGAGAUGUUUUGGAAGGUUUGUGAUAGAAUAUCUGAGAUGAAGAUAGCUUUUGAUGUGUAUACUUAUGGCACUGUGAUCAGUGCUCACUUUAAGGCUGGAAAAGUUAAUGAGGCGAAGAGGGUGUUUUUGGAAAUGGGUGGAAAGGGUUGCAGCCCCAAUGUGGUUGCUUACAAUGUGGUUAUUCAUGGGCUGUGUAGAGCGGGGCGCAUUGAUGAAGCUAUUGAGAUGAAGAAGUCUAUGGUUGAGAAGGGUUUGGUCCCUGAUUGUUAUACUUAUGUGACUCUUGUCAAUGGGUAUUGUAGGGAAAAGAGAUUAAGAGAGGCGAAGUUGGUUUUGUCAGAAAUGAGUGAUGUGGGAUUGAAGCCUGACCUAAUUGGCUAUAGGGAUUUGAUUGAUGGGUUUGUGAAACGAGUUGAUGUGGAAGAGGCUCUUAGAAUCAAGGAUGAAAUGGUUACUCGUGGCAUUCAGAUAGAUGUGGUCAUAUAUAACAUGCUUCUUAAUGGGCUUUGUAAGGCUGGUAAGAUGGAGAAGGCAAGAGAAAUCAUGAGUGAGAUGAAAAGGAUGGGCGUACGACCUGAUUCAAGAAGUUACAAUUUGUUGAUUGAGGGCUACUGUCGGGAGUGUGAUAUGGUUAGUGCUUUUGAAUUGCUUGAUGAGAUGAAGAAAAGGAGCUUGCCACCUAUGAAGGCAACUUACAGUGUUAUGAUUAAUAGGCUUUGUCGGUAUGGAGAUCUCCAACAGGCAAAUACUGUUUUGGGGGAAAUGAUUUUGAGGGGUUUGAGACCGAAUGCCAUUAUCUAUUCAAGUCUAAUUUCAGCUAACACUGGGGAAGGGAGACUUGAUGAAGCAAGAAGGAUAUUGGAGAGCAUGAAAGAGCAGGGGAUUAUUCCUGAUGUAUUUUGCUACAAUUCUCUCAUAACAGGCCUCUGCAAAGCCAAGAAGAUGGAAGAAGCAAGGACCUGCUUGGUAGAAAUGUUGGAGAGAGGAUUAGAGCCAAAUGUGUAUACCUAUGAAGCUUUCGUACAUGGAUACAGCAAGUCAGGGGAGAUGCAGAUGGCUGAUAGGUAUUUCAGUGAGAUGCUAGGUUGUGGUCUAGUGCCUAAUAAUGUGAGUUACAUGGCCUUGAUUGAUGGGCAUUGCAAAGAGGGGAACAUAACUGAAGCCUUUUCAGCAUUCAGAUGCAUGCUUGCGCGAGGUUUACUCCUGGAUCUCCAUACUUACAGUGUGCUUAUCAAUGGUCUCACAAGGAAUGGAAACAUGCAAGAAGCUCUUGCGAUCUUCUCAGAGCUUUGUGAGAAGGGAUUAGUCCCUGAUGUUUUCACUUACACCUCUCUCAUUACUGGUUUCUGCAAGCAGGGUGAUGUAGAGAAGGCUUUUCAACUGCACGAAGAGAUGUGCAAAAAAGGCAUAAAUCCAAACAUUGUUACUUAUAAUGCCUUGAUUGGUGGGCUAUGCAAGGCAAAUGAUGUUGAGAAAGCUAAGGACUUGUUUUCUAACAUCUUGCAUAGAGGCUUGAAUCCCGAUGGUGUGACAUAUGCUACAAUGAUAGAUGGUUACUGCAAAUCCAGGAAACUUACUGAAGCAUUUCAAUUAUUAGAUGAGAUGCUUUUAAGGGGUGUCCUGCCAGAUAGUUUGGUCUACAAUGCCAUUCUGAGUGGAUGCUGCAAAGAAAGGAAAUUGGAGAAAGCUCAGGAACUAUUUCAAGAUAUGCUGUGUAAGGGCUAUGCCACUACACUCUCUUUCAACAUUGUGAUUGAUGGGUUCUGCAAGAGUGAAAAGCCGCAAGAAGCCAGUCAUUUGUUAGAGGAAAUGUUACAAAAGAAGGUCAUGCCUGACAAUGUUACCUACACAAUGCUGAUUGAUCGGCACUGUAAGGCUCGGAAUAUGGAGGAAGCAAGACACCUCUUCUUGGAGAUGCAGGCAAGGGAUCUAGCACCAACCACCAUAAAUUACAAAUCACUUCUUCAUGGAUACAACAUUAUAGGAAAAAGAUCUGAGGUUUUUUCUUUGUUUGAAGAGAUGGUAGCCAAGGGGAUUGAACCUGAUAGGAUCACCUAUUUUGAAUUGAUUGAUGCUCACUGUAAAGAAGGGAACCAGAUUGAAGCGUUGAGGUUGAGGGAUGAGAUGUUAAAGAAGGGUAUCCCCUUGAAUUUAGCUGCAUAUGAUGGUCUAAUACAAGUGUUAUGUACAAAAGAAGAAUUUUCAGAAGCAUUAUCUUUACUUGAUGAAAUGGGAGAGAGGGGACUUAGGCUCAGUUUUGCUACAUGUAGAGCCAUCGCUUGUGGUUGUCAAAGAGCAGGCAAUAUGGAGAAAGCUGCAGAGGUUUUGGAGCGCAUGUUGUGGUAUGGAUGGGUUUCAAACUCCAUAAGCUUAACUUGCUUACUAGAUGGUAAUGAGCAUGAUUGGAAUUCUGAGGAGUCCAACAAACUUCUAAAUCAAAUGGCAUAGGAAGUUGUUUGUUUAGGGUGGCACAAUUUUAAAACUGCUACAUCACUUCUCCUUGGUGCUGCUUCAUAGUUGCAGCUGUCAUAGUCAUUGGAGAUGUUUUGGCGUCAGAGUAAACCCAGAAUGGGUUAGCUCGGCAUGGUUGCUCCCAGUGUGCUGUUGUCCCUCCAAGUGACUGCUUAUUAUAUUCUGCAGCCACGACAAUUGAUGCUUCAGCCUGGGGUGGUAAAUCCCAGGUCUACUAAAGGACGAUAUUUAUCUUUAUUUUCGGUAAAAACGAAAAUAAAGAAAAUAUCAAAAAUAAUAUUGGAGCAGCGCCGCUUGAUCAGAAUUUUAGCUAUUUUCAAACAAUGGAAGUACAAAAGGAAAGAUUGCCACGAUUCCCGCUGAUUGUCAAUUUUAUAUUAGGAUUUUAUUUUAUUUUAUUAGGACUUUAUUUCCUUUCCUUAUUAGGAUUAGGUUUACUACUACUAUAGGAUUAUGUUUACUUUCCUACUAGGAUUAGAUUUACUUUCUCUACUAGGAUUAGAUUUACUUUCUCUACUAGAAGUAGGUUUACUUUCUCUACAAGUAUUUCUCUUCUAUAAAUAGGCUUGCCUAUUAUGUAAAACUCAAUCAAUUGAAUUAUAAUCAAAUCAGAGAAUUCUCUCUCAAAUACUCUGCG